UUAAGAUUACCUGGUUGUGAUACACAUUCAGUUGGAUUUCAUUCAGACGAAGGUAGAACAUUUCAUAAUGAAGGGUAUACAGGUUCAAAAUAUGCUGAAAAAUGGGGCAAAGUAAAUGAUGUAAUAGGUUGUGGUUUUUGUCCAAGUACCGGACAAGUCUUUUUUACAAUGAAUGGUAAUCAUUUGGGUUUUGCUUACACCGGAUUAUUUCACACUUGGUAUCCUACAAUUGGUUCUAAUGGUGUUUGUAGUCUGAAGGUUAAUUUUGGUCAAGAAGAAUUUACAUAUAAAGAAGCUAACGAUAUGAACAUUGCUGACUUGAUUUCUUGCUUCUAG
Messenger RNA from Rhizophagus irregularis DAOM 181602=DAOM 197198, 336 nucleotides. RefSeq lists its product as uncharacterized. Lineage: Eukaryota; Fungi; Glomeromycota; Glomeromycetes; Glomerales; Glomeraceae. The record is from RefSeq and is a predicted model, not a curated record. Gene Ontology annotation, molecular function: protein binding.